AUGAUUCAAGAAGAUUCACAAGUCAAGACUCAAAAAGAAUCUUAUAUUCCAAUUCAAGAAUCUCAAGUUCUGAUUCAAGAUAAAUCUCAAAUCCUAAUUCAAGAUGAAUCUCAAGUUCUUAUUCAAAAAAAACCACAGAUUUCAAUUGAUACCAAAGCUAAAAAAAGAAUGUCAAGGUUAACUGAGGAAGAAAUUCAAUUAAAAUUAGCAAGACCAUUCCGUCCACCAUUACAAACACUUCAAGAUCAAACUCAGAAUAUUAUAAUGGCAAAAGAUGGAACUACAAAUAUUUUCGAAUUUCAUAAUUCUGGAAAUAUUCUUGCCGUUGCCGAAAAUCAAAUUGUGGCACCAAGUCAUGUUCUUGCAGAAAAAGGAAUUCGCUAUGUUCAAGAAAAUGUGGAUACGUUCUACGCAGGGAAUGCAAAAUUUCUUUAUUAUAUGUUUAAAUAUGAAUAUUUGAAUAAGAUUCAACAACAUCUUGAGCAGCAAAUUCUUAAACAACCGCUUUCUCAACAAUAUGAUAGCCAACAAAUCUCGAUUUUGGCACCUAUAGGAGUUAAUCUUGUGAAAUCGGUCAAUAUUACACGUGAAUAUGAAGCAACGGUUAAAUGGAUAGGUCAUUUAAUUAAUGAUGAUG
This is a messenger RNA of Dentiscutata heterogama, 637 nucleotides long. The record is from the annotation of a GenBank genome assembly. Lineage: Eukaryota; Fungi; Glomeromycota; Glomeromycetes; Diversisporales; Gigasporaceae.